AUGCGGGCACCUGUUUCUCGACCUCUUCCUGCUCUCUUCCAGCCCGAGACAACUCCAGCGAGGCGCGUGGCACAACAUCAAGUAAACCGCAACCUAGCCCUCUUGCUACUGCUGUUGACUUUCGCUUGCAUCACCUCCUUCGCAUCCGCCUACUAUCUCUUCACUACGAGGUGGGAAGCACGAAAAGUACCUCGUCCAUGGCUCCAAGCUGAUACGAUUUCUCAAGCCAACGCAUCCACUUCCACUGAUGAGAAAUUUCUCGCCUACCUGCCACAUAGUGGUUUUCAUAACCAACGCAUCGCUUUCGAAAACGCUCUCCUCCUUGCAUAUGCCCUCCGUCGCACGCUCCUUGUACCACCAAUCCGUCUUGGGAAUAAACCCAUACGUUAUGUUGAAUAUGACAGGUUAUCCAGACACCAUGAACUCUCUGCAAAGGAAGGGCUGUAUCACUGUCUGCAAGUGCCGCCAUAUGUUUCACGCCCGCCAGAAUGCCUGCAAUAUUUCGAAUCUACGUAUCUGCCUUGGGACUGGCUGGUCAAUAUGACUGGGCUUGGGAGCCAACAGCCUCUCGUCUACCGUCCUAAUAUGGCGCAAGCAUGGAUAUUCAAGACUACUGGCGUUGAGCCAUCUGAUGUCUUUACCCUGCGCGACUCUGUCCCGUACCAGUAUCGCUUUUUGGACAACGACUCUCACUACUCUCCGCCUCAAGACCGCUACUCGCAAGACAUCUAUUUCACUGACUUAGCUAAUGUUCAAGAACGCCUUCUUCAGUUCGGAACACUGUUUGGCACCUCACGCCUGCGUCUAAGGGAUCCCAACAAUCUGGCGUAUCGCAGGAGGAUACGGCAGAGUAUGAUGUUCUCUAACAACGAUCUUCUGUCAGUGGCAGAUUCUAUCGCCGGGUUUUUCAGAGGUCCUUAUGUUGCGAUACACUUACGGACUGGGGACGGGAGCUUUAAGCGUACGGCCAACGAGACGGCCAAAGAGGUUUGGUGGACACUUCUACGCGACGUUCUUGGGGUGCCCCCGUCAGAAAAGUGUGAGCUGGAACAAAAGUUCGCAGAGGAAUCUUCAAACAAUUGCAUUCCGGACCCAGCUUGUGCUGAUGCAACCUUGGAACUGUCGUCUACCCCGACAUCAAGACCCAACCUAUGA
This is a messenger RNA of Cyclocybe aegerita, 1155 nucleotides long. NCBI's taxonomy places the organism in Eukaryota, Fungi, Basidiomycota, Agaricomycetes, Agaricales, Hemipholiotaceae. The record is from the annotation of a GenBank genome assembly.